AUGGUUACUUUCGACACGGUGUACCCCAGCAAUAGAGCAACCGCAACAGCCACCAUCUUCGUGGACAGGAACCCGAAUGGUCCGACAUUCAACCCCCAAGUGUAUGAACGACAGAUAGAUGAAAACACAUCCCUUGGAGCCCUUAUCGUUGAUGUCAACGCUACUGACUUGGACAACGACGUCAUCCGAUAUAGUCUCAAGGGCGAUACCCUUGACAACGAAUUCUUCUACCUGAACGAAGACACGGGUUACAUUUCAUUGAGAAAAAACCUUUUGUCUGUCAAUGAUCGCCAGUUUAGAUUUAACGUUAUCGCGAGUGACCAGUCAAAUCCAGAACGAACCUCAACAGCCAACGUCAUCGUUAACAUCAUCCGCGAUGAGGCACCACCCCAGUUCGUCCAACUGCCCUACGACACGGUUGUCUUAGAGACAACAAACAUCGGCACAUCAGUCUACAGGGUCUCCGCCAUCGACUCCGACAUCAAGGGCACCAUUGUGUACACGGCUACCGGAGACCUGCAAGCUCCUUACUACUUCAACAUUAACCAAACAAAUGGCAUCGUCACCGUCCGCAACAACAUCAGAGAUGAUGUCGCAUCCAAAUAUGCUCUGCGUGUGGCCGCAUUUGACAGCGCCUCCCCCGGAAGGACUGCAACUGCUCUACUGAGUAUCCAGGUUCUGAGGAACCCCAGCCCUCCCAUCUUCACAAGCAGCCGGUAUGAGAUAACUAUCCCAGAACACCAGAAUCUUGGGUCUGUCGUACAACAGGUCAUGGCCAGCGAUCCUGACGGGGACGUUCUGCGAUUCAACCUGGAACUUGACAACAGCGCCAGUGCUUCCAACAGCCUCCUGGCUCUAGAGUACUUCUACAUCCUGGAACAGUCAGGGGUCAUCUACCUCCGUAAACCUCUAACAGACGACACGGUCGACACUGCCAGAUUCACGAUGUUGGUCCGAGCACGUGAUCAGCGAGACAAUGAAAAGGAGUCGUUCGCUGUCGUCGUGAUCAACGUCCAGAGAGACCAGUUCCUGCCCGUGUUCUCACAGACGCCGUACAUUACCAGCCUUGAGGAGACCGUCCCUGUAGGCACCGUGGUCUUCAGACCAUCGGCAUUUGACAGAGACCUUGUGGAAGAACUAGAGUACAGAGUGAUCGGCAACAGUAUCGGCCCCUUUUACUUUGGCAUCAACUCCACCAACGGCGUCAUCACUCUGAAGAACAACCUCCGGACAGACAAUGCCAAUUUCAACUACACCCUAAGACUGACAGUUAUCGACACCGCCUACCCGACCGAGGUCGCCACUGCCACAGUUGACAUCAGGGUAUCGCGUAACAUCUACGCUCCACAGUUCACCCAGUCACCCUACCGUGUAACCAUCAACGAGACGGCUAGUGUUGGUGUCGGUAUACUGCAGGUUUCCGCGACCGACGCUGAUGGGGACCGAGUGAUCUACGAGGCAACCGGUGACAAUGACACUCUCCAGUACUUCUUCCUGUCCAGUGACACUGGGCUCAUCAGCAUCCGGGAACCCCUCACAUCCUCAUCCAGAUCUGGUUAUAGGAUGUCGAUCAUAGCUCGAGAUCAAGGCAACCCUGAACAGAAAACACCCGUCCUCGCUCUCAUCACCGUUAUCAGAGACCAGGCUGCCCCCUUCUUUAUAAACACACAGGAUUACAGCACCAUCGUGAACGAAGCCAUACCAGUAGGCAGUAGCGUCUUCAACGUAACUGCACAGGAUGGUGAUCUUCUCGGCGCCAUCAACUACGAACUCAUUGGAGAUUAUCCUACCCAGAGUUUCUUCAGCGUGGACAUACAGACUGGGCAGAUUGUCACAACUGACAACCUAAAGAGUGACAGUCUCAGGGCGGCUAAAUAUGUGGCCCGGAUAAUUGCUUAUGAUACAAUCCGACCUAUGGUACGAGCAACCUCAACAGUGGCUAUCACCGUAGUGAGGAACCCUAACAGACCACAGUGGCUGCAGUCCGCUUACAUCCAGACCAUCUCGGAGACCAUGAUGGCGGGGACUAGUGUUCUCAACGUUACAGCCAAUGACAGGGAUGCUGAUGAUAUUGUCACCUAUGAAAUCCUCAGUCAAAUUUCGGUGCCUUUUGGUCUGACAAGUCCUUACUUCUACAUUGAACGCCAAACUGGUAUAAUCACUCUCAGGGAGUCAGUCCUCAACGCCGACAUCAUCCAAGUUCUGAUACUCCUAAGAGCGUGUGACAACGGUAUUCCUAGACAGUGUGCUAAUUCCUCAGCAGGAAUCGACAUUAUCAGGAAUCAGUUCUCUCCGGUUUUCCAAAACCUUCCAUAUGAGAUCGUUCUUCCAGAGGCCACAGAGGCGAGCACCCAGGCAACCCUUCUCAAUGUCUCAGCCAUAGAUCAAGAUCUGAUUGGCCAGAUUGUAUAUGAGCAGGUGCUUCCUGGCAGUGCCUACUUUGACGUCAAUCCCGCAUCAGGGGCGAUAACUCUCAGAUCAAGUCUCCUCCUCGAUAGCAGACUUCAAAUCGUGUUCCAGGUAUUGGCUUACGAUGACAAGCAUCCCCAGAGAAAGACGACAGCUGAUGUAACGGUCAAUGUUUUGAGGAACCCAAGUGGACCUCGCUUCCUGCAAGAUCCUUAUGAAGCGACUGUAUCAGAGACGUACCCUCUUGGCGACAGCCUCAUCAAUGCCACCGCUGUUGACUCCGAUGGGGAUGUACUCCGAUACUCUCUCAUGUCCUUAUCAAUUGACGAGAAUCUCUUCUACAUCAACCCUGACAAUGGCCUCAUCUCUCUCAGGAAGCUCCUCUCGGCUUCCACAGCCACAAGAUACUCGCUGACAGUCAAAGCAACAGAUCAGAGAAUUCCUGAACAAACUGCUACUGCCCUAGUACUGAUUUCCGUGACACGGGACAACAGUGCACCAUUCUUUGUGGGAGGACCCUAUGCUAUCAGCGUUCCUGAAACCCGGGAGAUCAAUUCCACCAUUGUUGCGGUCAGUGCUCGGGACAGUGACAUGAAAGGGUCUAUACAGUACGAAGCCAUAGGCGUUUACCCAGCAACAUCCUUCUUCAAUGUUGAGGCGACCAGCGGCAACAUCAGGAUCAUCCGUAGUCUGUUGACAGAUGGCCUUCUGUUCACGUCAUACACUCUGAGAGUGGUCGCCUUUGAUACUGCGUAUCCCACAGCCAGAGCCACCAGUGAUGUAACCAUCGUUGUUAUACGUAAUGAAAACGGCCCUAGCUUCCUCCCAUCCGCAACAUAUGAAACACAGGUGUCCGAAGAUGUCGUGAUUGGUACCAGCAUCCUCCAAAUCACUGCAGUGGACCAAGAUGCAGGGGACGUCGUGACGUACCAGCUUGUAAACGCCACAUCGAGUGGAACACAAUACUUCUUCCUUGACCGAGAUGCUGGGAUCAUAAGCACCAAAAAAGCGCUCAGUGGAGCUCCUGAAGACCUGUACACAAUCAAUCUCAAGGCAGAGGACAACCGAGGCCGAUUUGCACAAGCAUCAGUUCGGAUUAUAAUAGUUCGUGUGACCGACAACCCACCUGUGUUCCUUGACGCACAAUACAGAGCAACCGUUGACGUCAAUAGGCCCCUCAACUCAUCGGUCAUCAAUGUCCGGGCAGUUGAUCCAGAUUUGGGCAAUGAGAUCCGGUAUGAUUUGGUGGGUUACUUCCCUGGAACCGAGUAUUUCACCUUGAACCCGAGUAACGGGCAGAUAACUCUGAAGAACAACUUUGGGGCUGAUACAUAUAAGACGCUUCUUUAUGUGUUGCGAGUCGAGGCAUAUGAGACUUUGCGUCCUGAAAUCCGUGUUGCCGUAGACGUAUUGAUCGACAUCAACCGCAACCCCAACGCCCCCGUCUUCAGCAAAGGCGUUUACGUGGUGACCAUCCCCGAGUCCACAGUCCAGGGAGCCAGUGUCCUGCAGAUCACUGCUACUGAUGCUGACGGGGACAUCCCAAUGUACCAGUUUAACCAGUUAGACGUUAACGGUCGAGAUGCAGCUGAAUUCUUCUUCUUGAGUGCUUCAACAGGCGUCAUCAGUGUCCGGAAACCUCUUAAAGAGGGCACCUCCCGACAAUACACAUUCACUGUGCAAGUCCGCGACCAGGCGUUCCCUGAACUCUUCAGCACUACCACCGUCCAGAUCAACAUAGACAGAGAUCAGUUCCCGCCUGUCUUUACUCAGAUGACCUACGUUACAGCUAUCACUGAGACUACUGAAGUGAACACCUCACAGCCUAUUGUUGUGGUGCAGGCUGCUGACAAGGACAGAAGGGAAGAUAUUGUGUAUGAAGCGAUUGGCGAUGGCUCAGCUCUGGCUUUCUUCAGGAUCGACUCAACUUCUGGAGCAGUAUACGUCAAGACUCCUCUGAUCCAGGAUAGUCUUGUUCUAUAUACACUUCGAGUACAAGCCUACGACACGUUCUAUCCAACCAACAUCGGCUACAGCACCGUCACCAUCAGUGUAAUCCGUAACCCCAGCGGACCCGUCUUCACCGCCAACGAGCAUGCCAAGUCAGUUCUGGAGUUUACCACUGUAGGGUCCCGGAUCAUCACCGUCACUGCAACUGAUGCUGAUGGGGAUGUCCCAGUCUAUUCGCUUGUGGGAGGUAUGGAGGCACUGGAGUAUUUCUACAUUUCCCCCAGCUCAGGGGACAUCUUCCUGAAGAAACGCCUCUAUGAGAGUCCAACACAACAGUACCAGAUGUUCGUACAGGCCUCCGAUCAGCGUAAUCCGGUCAGACUGACAAAUACAACAGUGUUUGUAACUGUUGCGAGAAGCCAGCCUCCGCGCUUUGUCCAAGGGCCAUACUCAUUCAGUGUUUCAGAAAAGACACAGAUUGGCACGUCGGUCUACGGUGUCAGUGCCAUUGACUCUGACAAACAGGGCACCAUCACGUAUGAAAUUGUCGGUGACGCCCCAGCCCCCAGCUACUUCGCCAUCAACUCCACCACGGGGGUGGUGACAGUCCGUUCCAACCUGCUGCUAGACAGCAACCAGAACUAUGUCCUCCGUGUCAAGGCACACGACUCAGCGUUCAUGUCUCAAAUAGCGACAGCCACCAUCAGCAUCUUCAUCGCAAGGAACGACAACCCACCUAUCUUCAUCAGAGAACCAUAUACCAUCGAGCUGCCAGAAGAGUUCGCUUUAGGACAACGAGUCAUCAACAUAACUGCGGAGGAUGCAGAUAACGACAACAUCCGUUACAGCAUGUUAAGCUCCAGCCUCGCCGACUACUUCUACCUCAACCCAGACACCGGAGUCAUCUUCCUGACCAAGAGUCUUGAAUCAACAGUCCAGAACAGCUUUUUGUUGUCGGUUCGUGCAAGUGACAGCCGCAUUCCUCAACGUAGCAACGACGCGACUGUGACCAUCACUGUCAGAAGAAACAAGUUCUUGCCUCAGUUCGUUGGCCUUCCCUACACAGUGACCAUCGGCGAAACACGCCCUGUAAACGACACCAUCCUCUCCGUCGCCGCAGUCGACAACGACCAAAGGCUCCGUGUGGUUGUCUACGAUAACCUGGUUCCCGCUCAAAGACUCUCCGCUGAUGUCUUGGUGUCUGUCGGGCGCAAUCUGAACGCACCAACACUAACUCAGACCCGAUAUUCUCAGGCUGUUGAGGACGAUUUCCCUCUCGGUGUCCCGGUUCUGAACGUGACAGCUUCGGAUCUUGAUGGGGACACAAUUUCGUAUGACAUCGUCGCCGAUAACAGCGGUGGAUCUGCACUUUCGUUUUUCUUCAUUGAGCGACCAACCGGAGCUAUUUUCCUUAGACAACCACUCUCAGCGUCAAGUGCUAAUACGUUCGCGAUGACAGUCCGUGCCACUGACAGCGGUCGGCCACCUCGCGAGUCGCGGGCGGAGGUUGUCGUGUAUGUACGGAGGGAUGAGUUUGCCCCACGGUUCGAGAAUUCCCCACUCGUUGUGGUGAUCCCCGAGACCACAGCCAACGCCUCGACUAUAUUCACCGUCACCGCCACCGAUCAAGACCAGCAGGGUUCAAUCCAGUACAGCGUGAUGGGGGUUCCGCCAGCACCAACCUUCUUCAUGGUUACCUCUGGUGGCAACAUUGUUGUCAGAGGUGACCUCAGGAAUGACCGCGCCAUGAACUAUGUUCUGCGUAUCCGAGCUGUAGACAGCGCUAAUCCUAACCUGUACACCGAAGAGGACGUGAAAAUCUCCAUCUUGCGGAACGUCAACCAUCCUGACUUCCAACAACAAUCCUACUCCACACGCAUAUCGGAGACGACGCGCAUAGGAACAUCGCUGUUGACUGUCGUCGCUAACGACGCUGACAAUGAUCGUCUUACAUAUGAUAUACGCGGCGACGAGCGAUGCGUCACCAUGUUUUAUGUCGGUGCGGAUAAUGGCUUCAUAUACCUCCGGCAGUCGGUUAUGGAUACGGCCGAUAGCUCAUUUACAUGUACCGUAUCAGUGUCUGACAAUGGCUACCCAACUGCAAACACUGCGACAACAACAGUCUUCAUCGGCAUCGACCGCGACACUGUCGUACCCGUCUUCUCAUCCAAUGGUAGAUACGCUGUCAACAUCAACGAAAACAUCGCCGUUGGCAGUUUCAUCAGCGCUGUGCAAGCAACAAGACAGAACCUGGCUGGUCGCAUGUAUUACGAAAUUAUCGGCAACUAUCCUGCACCAAGUUUCUUCAAGGUUCACAAUAUGACUGGUGAAAUAACAGUUGAGGAAAACCUCCGCAAUGACAAUCUUCGACUUGGGUCCUACACGCUUCGUGUCCGUACCUAUGACACGAGCGUGCCACACCUUGCUGCCAUUGCCGAAGUGUACAUAACGGUACUCCGGAACCUGAACGGUCCAGUGUUCAGUCCCUCUACGUACAGAGUGACGCUCAGGGAAGACGUGGACGUGGGAACAUAUAUCCAGAAACUCAACGUAUCGGACCCCGACGGCGUUCAACUCAGUUGCUCAGUGGACGCACAAGCCUACUUUGCCAUCGACGCAAGCACUUGCUUACUCCGAGUUUCCAAAGCUCUUACAGAUGAUACCAGCAAGGCAACCGAAUACACUAUCUUCGUGACUGCGACUGAGAUGACCAGCAGCAACCGUCAGUUCGCCACGGCCAGCGUCCAAGUGACCGUCCUCCGUGACCUGUACUCCCCUCAGUUCAACAACCUCCCCGCCACCAUAGACGUGAACGAGGACAUCCCAGUCGACAGAGCCAUCUUCACUGCAGAUGCAUACGACGCGGAUAUCCAAGGAACAAUAAAGUAUGAGCUGACAGGGGUCUUCCCAGCAAAAAGCUUCUUCGAGAUCGACCCUUCUUCUGGUGCCAUCGUCCUCAUGAACAGCCUCCUCUCAGACACGCUUGGCCGCACGUCGUACACGGCUCGGGUACAGAUUUACGACACCGCACGACCCGACAACCGCACACAGGCAGAUCUCGUCAUCCGGGUAGUGAGGAACUCCAAUGGUCCCAUCUUCUCUUCUGCGAGUUACGAAGCUUCUGUGGAAGAGAACUUCCCCCUGUAUCAGUCCCUGGUUCAGGUCGUCGCUAGUGAUGCUGACGGGGACAAGCUCACAUACACCCAUCUAGGCACUGCCGAGGAACAGAAACUAUUCUAUCUGAAUCCAGACAGUGGAGUUAUUUCCCUUGGUUCAUCUCUGCAGGACACGUCCAAGAAUCAGUUUGUGUUCGAAGUAGAGGCUUCAGACAAUCGCGCCUCCAGCAUAGCCAAAACAAAUCGUGUGACCGUGGUUAUAACUGUACAACGAGACAAUGGUCCCCCACGGUUCCUGAACGCUCCAUACGUCUUGGAUGUCCCCAUCCGACAGCCAGUCAACUCCAGCGUGGUGAUCGUCAUCGCCCGUGACCCCGACAACAAGGGAAUGAUGAGGUACCGACUGGACGGCAUCGCCCCCGGCACCGACUACUUCUCCAUCAGCGACAUCACUGGCAACAUCAUAGUGAAGCAGGAGUUGACUCUCAACACCGAUGUCUAUGCUAAAUAUACGCUUUUGGUAUCUGCUUAUGACACCAGCAGUCCAGAGAUCGUCAUAACAGAGCCAGUUCAGAUUAGAGUGUUGAGGAACCUGUAUUCCCCAGUUUUUGUGACGAAGUCGUACAUGCAAACCAUCUACGACUUCAUCCCUGUAGGAUCAAGCGUGCUACAAGUCACUGCCACGGAUGAUGAUAUUACCGCUCCGGAAAACACCUUCACAUACGACAUAGACAAUACUUCGCCAGCCAACGAGUUCUUCUCAGUGGAUCCCUUCAGUGGCAUUAUUAGAACCACAAAGGAUCUGUCAGAGAGCACCGCUUCCUCCUACGUGUUUAAUAUAAUUUCCCGUGAUCUGGGCGCCAGUAGUCGAUCUGACACCGCUACUGCUACAGUUGUGAUCCAGCGAAACAGUGGACGGCCAGUGUUCAUCAACCCUGAUCAGUAUGACGUCACCGUGUCCGAGACCAUGUCCGUGUUGUCCCCUAUCCUACACGUGCAAGCAGUGGACACCGACUCUGUGGACACGCCCAAUGGUCAGAUCGUCUACACACUCACUGGUCCAGCAGAGGCGCAACGGUUGUUUGAGGUUCAUAUGAUGACUGGAAAUAUCACGGCCAGAGUCUCCCUCACAACCGCUGCUAAUGACACCUACGAGCUCACUAUUCGUGCCAGCGACCGAGGCACACCAACUCAGAGCUCUGAAGUAACAGUGGUCAUCCGAAUUCGUCGCGAAGGAACCCCGUUCUUUCAGGAACCAGAAUACAUCGUCAGUCUGACUGAGAACACAGCAAUAGACACUGUAGUGAUUGACCUGAAUGCCACAGACCCACUUGAUAAUAAGCUGAUCUAUGAGAUCAAUGGUGACGGAAUGGCCUCUACAUUGUUCCGCGUCAGUCCAGAUACGGGUCUAGUGAGCGUGGCCCAACCCUUCAAAACAGACACUCAGGAGUCCUAUGUUAUCCGUAUACGUGCCUACAGACAGACGGACGCAGCAGUGUUCGCCACAGUGAUUGUCAGAGUGGUCAUUACCAGGAACGCCAAUGCUCCAAGCUUCUUGCAUAAUGACCUGGUGUUUAACUUGGCGGAGAAUUACCCUCUGGGCGUUUCACUGGGUCAGCUCAAUGCUACAGAUAAGGACAUCCCCUACAACAGGUACCCUGUCGGUAACCAAGAGCCUCCAAGAAGACGCCAACCAACCCUGAGUUAUGUCCUCAGUAUCCUAGCAACAGACAAUGGGUACCCUACUAAAUUCUCAGCACUUCAAGUGACUGUCAACGUUGUUAGAAACCGCAACGGUCCUGCUUUCUCCAGUGACGUGUAUGAGACUGAUAUCGAUGAGGAUGUUUCUGUUGGAACCAGCCUCCUGCAAGUACAGGCUGCAGAUGCUGAUGGUGGCCGAGUCACCUACACUCUCCUGUCAACUAUACCCACAUCGCUGUACUUUAACGUGGACGAGAACACCGGCGUGCUGAGUGUGGCGGCGUCUCUGCUGAUGGACAACGCAGCUGUAUACACUAUGACCGUGAGAGCCCGGGACUACCCAGGUGAAGGUGCCCUGUACCGCAGCAGUGAGGCUACCCUGGUUGUCACCGUGCGACGUAACCCCAACACCCCGGUGUUUGUACAGUCGACGUACAACAUCACCAUCUCCGAGUACACGGCUGUUCAGGACGUCGUAGCAACCAUCAGGGCCACAGAUGCAGACCCUAGUGACACGCCAAGCGGCCAGCUAGUGUACCGCAUCACCAGCGUGACGUUCCCCGGCUUCCAGAGCUCCACCCUCCGAAAUAACUACGACUUCUUCAUCAUCAGUCCGACAUCAGCAGACAUAUAUCUGGCCCAGACUCUCAGCAAACAUGGUGUCCCAGAUACGUUUUAUAUUACUAUUGAAGCUGCUGACCGCGCCCUGCCUCCCAAGAUCGCCACUGCUCAGCUGGAGAUUCACAUUGUCCGCAACAUACACACCCCACGCUUCACUUCCACAAGCUAUGGGGCAACUAUUGAGGACACUGCGGCUGUUGGGAGAACGCUGUUCACUGUCACCGCUCUUGAUGCUGAUGAGGAUGUACCUCUGAAUCAAAAUACCCCCAACGCAGAGUUCAAUUAUAUUGUUGAUCCCAAAUACAAAGACGCAGUGUGGUACUUCGACGUCAGUUCCGAUGGCAUCGUGAGCAUCAGGAACCCGCUCGUAUCAACUGAUACUCCGUCAUUCUUCUUCAAUAUUAUUGCUAUUGACAAGAGCUGGACACCGUUAAGCAGCCGAGUUCCAGUUCGCAUCAACGUGACCCGCACCAGUACAGGGCCCAGGAUCCUCGGCUUCACAGCGCCUAUUUAUUAG
This is a messenger RNA of Haliotis rubra (blacklip abalone), 10314 nucleotides long. RefSeq names its product protocadherin Fat 4-like. Gene Ontology annotation, molecular function: calcium ion binding. The record is from RefSeq and is a predicted model, not a curated record. Gene Ontology annotation, cellular component: membrane. Gene Ontology annotation, biological process: homophilic cell-cell adhesion. The coding region runs from base 1 to 10314 and encodes 3437 amino acids. Lineage: Eukaryota; Metazoa; Mollusca; Gastropoda; Lepetellida; Haliotidae. The transcript is spliced from 56 exons.